Galleria mellonella (greater wax moth) is the source of this 784-nucleotide messenger RNA. RefSeq lists its product as uncharacterized. The transcript is spliced from 3 exons. The record is from RefSeq and is a predicted model, not a curated record. NCBI's taxonomy places the organism in Eukaryota, Metazoa, Arthropoda, Insecta, Lepidoptera, Pyralidae. Bases 174 to 764 code for a protein of 196 amino acids.
UUCACAUUAAACAUCUCUAGUCCGAUCCGAACUGAGCGUUUACUCGCUCGUGUACCACACAAUCGAGGUGUGUGUUUAAUUAUUUUUUUUCUAGUCAACUACUACUGAUUCGAAGUUCUUAGUGUCAAGGUGAUUUAUAUGUUAGGCGUUACAGACUCUUUUAAAUUUAAGAAAUGUGUGUUUUUAAAUUAAACAGUUUUACGAUCGCGUGUUUGUUAUUUGUCACACUGAACGCACAAAAUUAUACGAAUACAGACUUGUUUGGAUUCCCCGAAGUUGAGGAAGUUGAGCACUCAAAAAACAAAGAGAAUCGGCAACCGGUAUUCCUGCCGACUGUAUGUCCAGACAACGAGUUGUACUACCCAGGAGACCAAAAAGAUGAUUGGAUAUGUGAUUGUAGACCAGGAUACAUCUAUCAUCCCACAUCGGACAGGUGCUGGCCAGCUUUUCAGAGAGGACCAUGUCCGACAGAACAGUACCUGAUAUUACCUGAGAAUUCCGUGAUACCAGUUUGUCGGCCAAAUCCCUGCAGAGUCGACCGUUACGUAGAGUGGAAUGGAAGAUGCGAGCUUCUAGGGACCACGAGGCCCUGUGAUAAUAUGUUCCCUGUGCCGGCAGCUCUAGGGGUGAAUGCUACCACAUUAGUCGUCAAUUGUGAGAAAUUAAACAUAGAGCUUAGAUUUGGCAAUGUUGUGCCCGUGUCUUCUAUAGCUAAAUGUUUACCCGGUUGCAAAAGAAGUGUAAACAGAAAGUGUACCGCCUAAUAAAUCUGGACAUUCUGUAA